Molecule: messenger RNA, 1107 nt
Organism: Komagataella phaffii GS115
Lineage: Eukaryota; Fungi; Ascomycota; Pichiomycetes; Pichiales; Pichiaceae
Product: RNA terminal phosphate cyclase-like protein
Exons: 1
Coding region: 1-1107 (368 amino acids)
Biological process (GO): endonucleolytic cleavage of tricistronic rRNA transcript (SSU-rRNA, 5.8S rRNA, LSU-rRNA); ribosome biogenesis
Cellular component (GO): nucleolus
Molecular function (GO): RNA endonuclease activity
Source: RefSeq, a predicted model, not a curated record
AUGGCUAAGGGACAAAUAAUCACUUUUCAGGACCAUGAAAAUUUUAGGUUACGGCUCAUACUUUCCACUCUAGCUGGAAAACCAAUCAAAAUUGAAAAGAUACGGUCACAUGAAUUGAAUCCUGGUCUCAAAGAUUAUGAAGUUUCAUUCCUAAGGCUCUUAGAAAAAGUCACAAACGGUUCAGUUAUAGAGAUUUCCUACACAGGUACCACAGUUAUAUACAGACCCGGAAUAAUUAUAGGGGGGGUAUUAACCCAUGAUUGUCCGGUUAGCAAGCCAGUGGGAUAUUUCAUUGAGUACAUGCUAUUUCUGGCCCCAUUUUCUAAGGAAAAAUUCUCUAUUGUAUUUAAAGGUAUAACUUCGUCAAAAGAAGAUGUUGGAGUCGAUCUAUUGAAAUGGGGUUUCUUGCCCGUGAUGGAGAACUUUGGAGUCAGAGAGUGCAGUAUACACACAUUGAAAAGAGGAUCUCCACCACUAGGAGGUGGUGAAGUACAUCUCCUCUGCAACUCUUUAAUAGCCCAGCCAAUAACGAUUCAUGCUUUAGAAAUCAACAAAAUCUCGUCUAUCAGAGGUAUCGCCUACUGUACGAGAGUCAGUCCCAGUAUCGUCAAUAGAAUUGUGAGCUCUGUAAGAGAUGUGUUACGAAACACCAUUGGAUGUGAAGUCAAUAUCACAACGGAUGUAUGGAGGGGUGAAACUUCCGGAAAAUCUCCUGGUUUUGGGUUGACAUUAUUUUCUGAAUCUAAAAAGGGAAAGAACUGGAGAUAUUGCAUCGAAGAUAUAGGUUUGGCCAGAGAAACGCCAGAAGAUAUCGGUGAAGCCACCAGUUAUAAAUUCUUGGAACUUUUGGAAAACAGUGGAGUGAUAGGAAGGAAUCAAUUACCAUUGGCUUUGACGUAUAUGACGAUUGGAAAGGAAGAUAUUGGUAGAUUGAAAGUCCACAAAAGUCAAAUCGAUGCUAAAUUGGUUACCAUGUUAAGAGAUAUCAAAAGUGUUUUUAACACUCAAUUCCUUUUCAAGCCCAGCCCUGAAGAAGCUGAAGAAGAUUAUUUGGUGGCCACGGUAAAAGGUGUUGGCUUUACUAACACUUCCAAAAAAGUAGCAUAA